AUGAAAAAAAAACUUACAAAAGAAAAUUUAUUACAGUUGAUAUCAACUAAUGAUUCUACUAUUGCUUUUAUUCAAAAACCAAAACAAUCGGACAGUACAUCUAAAAUUUGGAAUUACUUCAGCAUAAUUCAUGGUAACAACGUGAAACAAAACUACGUUUUUUGUAAUGCAUGCAAAUCAAUUAUCUCAUAUAAAAUAGUUACGGGUACCGGUGGUAUGCAAAAACAUAUAGCAUCUUGCGGUAAAAUUUCAAAAAAUCGUGUUGAACAAAAAGAAGCUAAAAUAACACAGUAUUUUAACUCGUCAAAAACCAAAGCAAAAGCUGUUUCCAUUAAACAGAAAAAUAAAAUCACAAAUGCAUUAGCGGAAUUUGUUGUUAUUGAUGGAAGGCCGUUCGAAACUGUUAAUGGUUUAGACUUUACUAAUCUAAUCGAAUGCGUUCUUACUACUGGUCGUACUCUACUUGAAUCAUCCAAUGUGAACGCAAAUGACUUGACUGCUGAUUCACGAACAAUAAGUCGUAACAUUGAUAAAAUGUAUGAAAAACGUAAAUCGCAAUUAAUAACUUUAUGCAAAUCUAUCAGAUCAUUUGUCAUCACGAUAGACUUUUGGAGCGAAAGGAAAUUUGUUAAUUCUAUUCUUGAAGAAUUUGGUUUAUCACUUGGCUUAUCAUCGUACAUUGUUAGUGACAAUGAAAAUAAAAUGCGUUGUGCAUUCAAUGAUGUUAAACGUAUAGGUUGUUCCGAACAUUAUCUCAAUAAAAUACUUGAAAAAACAUUUACAGACGAAAAGAAUAUAGAACUACAAGAACCACAAAAGAUGUUUCACUUGAUAAAAGAAAUAGUUGAAUAUGUUCGACGUACACAUCGACAAAAUAAAUUAACUAAAAAAUUACAAACUUUUUCUAAAACUAGAUUCAAUGGUGCGUUUUGUAUGUUUUAUGUCUUCAAUGAAAUUUUUGAAGAAAUACCGCAAGUACUUAAUAUAAAGCACCUUCUUUCUUAUUCUCUUAUCGACAAGCAACUUUUAAAUCAACUGUGUAAUUUUCUUAUUCCUUUUGAUGAAGUUAUCGAGAAGCUUAGUGACGAACAGCGGUCCAACUAUUCAUUUGGUCUUACCUCUUCGUCAACACUUAAUAAAAUGUUGUAUUGUUCACGAAGACGAUGA
Messenger RNA from Rotaria socialis, 1167 nucleotides. NCBI's taxonomy places the organism in Eukaryota, Metazoa, Rotifera, Eurotatoria, Philodinida, Philodinidae. The record is from the annotation of a GenBank genome assembly.